UGUCCGCAUCUGGCUCGCACCAUGAUCAUUAGGAGCAUCGUACGUCUCGGUCUUACCCAACGACCUCCAUCCAAGGCAACCCUCCUCUCUUCGCACACGAUGAGCACAGCAGCGACGGCGACGAUCCCGACCUUCAACACGCUGAACGCGCUGCGCGAAUGGCGCUCGCGCGCGUUCGCCCAGAACGAAUCGGUGGGCUUCGUCGCCACGAUGGGUGCGCUUCAUGAGGGACAUAUGGCUCUUGUUCGUCGAUCCCUCGCAGAGAACGACCUCACAGUCUGCUCCGUCUUCGUCAACCCCGCUCAAUUCGCGCCUCACGAAGACCUUGCGAGCUAUCCACGAACUCUCCCCGCAGACCUUGCAGCCCUCUCUGCUCUAGAGGUUAGGGGACGGGCGCCAUCUGCUGUCUUCGUCCCGAACGCUCUAGAAAUGUACCCGUCAGGCAUCUCCCAGGACCCCGCCCUUCAACGAGGAACCUUCGUCGAGGUCAUGGGCUAUGGUCAGGAGAUGGAGGGACGCAGUCGCCCUAUAUUCUUCCGCGGUGUCGCGACCGUGGUCACCAAGCUCUUCAACGCCGUGCAGCCAACGCGGACGUACUUCGGCCAGAAAGACAUACAGCAGGCGCUCCUGCUCCGACGCAUGUGUAAAGACCUUCUCAUGACCCUCCCCUACCCCGAGAACCUGCACAUCGUACCGACGGUGCGAGACCCGGCCGACGGACUCGCGCUUUCCUCCCGGAAUGCAUACCUUUCCCCUUCGGCCCGUCGUGUCGCAACCGUCAUGCCAUCUGCUCUCGAUGUCGCUCGCGAUGCAUGGGAGGCAGGUCUGACGAAGGACGAGUGCGUCAAGCGCGCGGAGCAGUACGUGACGGAGGUGGCAGAGCGCGCACGCGCCGAUGGUGCGGCGGAAGUUCGACUAGACUACAUUCAACUCAACGACGCGGACACGUUCUUUGAGGUUCCCGGACACAGGACAAAGGAAACAUGGGCGCAGCAGUCCCCACAUCCAGUAAUCCUGAGCGGCGCUAUAUGGGUGGAUAAGACGCGGUUAAUCGACAACUACAUCUUGGGCGAUGUGGACAGCAUCAUAUGCUGAAAUGUCAGCCCGUUUGCAAAUUAUUGAUGUAUACUACAAGCAAUGUAUCUGGAAUGCUGCUCUGUGUGCUUCCUGAAUCCGCGCAGAACACUUACCUAUUUGGAACAAUAGCUAUGGACAUACCCCAUACGGAAAGAGAUCUUACCGGGUGCGCUCGUGAUGUCGAGUCACACGAUUCAGAAGUCACGCUUCCUUUGAUGUCAACCUCUGGUUGAUCGAUUUCUGUGUCCGACCAUGAUCAGCC
Molecule: messenger RNA, 1339 nt
Organism: Schizophyllum commune H4-8
Lineage: Eukaryota; Fungi; Basidiomycota; Agaricomycetes; Agaricales; Schizophyllaceae
Product: Pantoate-beta-alanine ligase
Exons: 3
Coding region: 22-1095 (357 amino acids)
Biological process (GO): pantothenate biosynthetic process
Molecular function (GO): pantoate-beta-alanine ligase activity
Source: RefSeq, a predicted model, not a curated record